GCUGCUGCGUUGUUUACUAUCCGACACAGAAGCGGAAGUAAAGCAAGGAGACAACGCUCGCGGUAGUUACACGUGGGUACACUAGUUUAUACGAGUGAUGCGGUGCAUCCAACUUAAUUAGAAACAUGCCAAAGAGACAGACAGCCACGCCAGAAGAGAAUACCGCUUCUAAAGUGGGACUCGAUGACAAGGAGGUCCAGGAACUACCACCGGAGACCAUGCGGACCCGCAGCGGCCGCAAAGUGCGCACUCCCGCCGCACUUCUGGACUCACAAGUCCCGGUGAGGACGCCGACGCGGAGGACCAGGCGCUCCGUCCUCCAGGAGCUGCCCGCCGCGGAGGAAAAAAACACGCAGGAGGCGGCGCCGAAACUCGAGAGCGUGGCCGAGGAGAAGCUCGCCGCGUCGCUCGAACCGGAGUCCGGUGACGGUGCCUCGCCAGAGCCGGCGGAGGACAUCCACCCGCCCGGGCCCGCGGCGGCAGAAACGCCACCCGCGAUUCCCGAGGGCCCCCCGAACAAGAAGCCCCGUUCUGUUUCAAGCGUAAAACCAAGCGCGGUGAUUCCGCUGGGAAAACCCAAAUCCGGCAGAGUGUGGAAGGACCGCAACAAGCAGAGGUUUUCCGCACUGCUGAGAGACAAACCGCUGUGCUCUUCAUGGAACAAGAAGAUGGAGGCCAAGCGGGAGAAGGAGCGGGUGAAAAAUUACACGUCGCAGCUUAAAGAGCACAAAAUCAAACAGAAAGAGGACAAGAGGAAAAGGAGAGAGGACACAUUGAAACGUCGUGCAGAGAACCAACGCAAAUCAGAGAUUGUGCAAGUGAUCAAUAACACAACAAAGAUCAAGAGGAUGAAGAAGAAACAACUCAGGAGAAUUGAGAAGAGAGACACUCUGGCCCUGCUGCAGAAGUCUCCCAAGCAAAGUGCAAAAGGCAAAAGGCAAAAAGGUCCAACGGUUGAAAAAGACUUGACCUAGAGACUGAAAAAAAUAAAAAUGCAACUGAUCAGCGCGUGGCCUACAUGUGUGUGUCUGAGAUACAGAAAUAACACUUGUAUGGGAGUUAAACUAAGCUAAAUUAAGCUUCGCUCCAUUCGUCGUUGACGUCCACCGUCUCUGUGGUCUUUCUGGCCUCAGUGUCUUAUCGUGGAUUAGAUUGUCGUCUCAUUUUAUUUACAGGGUUUUAUAUUUAAUAAAAUUUAGAUUCAUACUGUUAA
Molecule: messenger RNA, 1213 nt
Organism: Gasterosteus aculeatus aculeatus (three-spined stickleback)
Lineage: Eukaryota; Metazoa; Chordata; Actinopteri; Perciformes; Gasterosteidae
Gene: ccdc86
Product: coiled-coil domain containing 86
Cellular component (GO): nucleolus
Source: RefSeq, a predicted model, not a curated record